Molecule: messenger RNA, 2565 nt
Organism: Homo sapiens (human)
Lineage: Eukaryota; Metazoa; Chordata; Mammalia; Primates; Hominidae
Gene: STAR
Product: steroidogenic acute regulatory protein
Exons: 7
Coding region: 135-992 (285 amino acids)
Biological process (GO): steroid hormone biosynthetic process; sterol transport; cholesterol metabolic process
Cellular component (GO): mitochondrion; mitochondrial outer membrane; mitochondrial matrix
Molecular function (GO): cholesterol binding; lipid binding; cholesterol transfer activity
Source: RefSeq, marked reviewed
GCAGCUGCGGGACUCAGAGGCGAAGCUUGAGGGGCUCAGGAAGGACGAAGAACCACCCUUGAGAGAAGAGGCAGCAGCAGCGGCGGCAGCAGCAGCGGCAGCGACCCCACCACUGCCACAUUUGCCAGGAAACAAUGCUGCUAGCGACAUUCAAGCUGUGCGCUGGGAGCUCCUACAGACACAUGCGCAACAUGAAGGGGCUGAGGCAACAGGCUGUGAUGGCCAUCAGCCAGGAGCUGAACCGGAGGGCCCUGGGGGGCCCCACCCCUAGCACGUGGAUUAACCAGGUUCGGCGGCGGAGCUCUCUACUCGGUUCUCGGCUGGAAGAGACUCUCUACAGUGACCAGGAGCUGGCCUAUCUCCAGCAGGGGGAGGAGGCCAUGCAGAAGGCCUUGGGCAUCCUUAGCAACCAAGAGGGCUGGAAGAAGGAGAGUCAGCAGGACAAUGGGGACAAAGUGAUGAGUAAAGUGGUCCCAGAUGUGGGCAAGGUGUUCCGGCUGGAGGUCGUGGUGGACCAGCCCAUGGAGAGGCUCUAUGAAGAGCUCGUGGAGCGCAUGGAAGCAAUGGGGGAGUGGAACCCCAAUGUCAAGGAGAUCAAGGUCCUGCAGAAGAUCGGAAAAGAUACAUUCAUUACUCACGAGCUGGCUGCCGAGGCAGCAGGAAACCUGGUGGGGCCCCGUGACUUUGUGAGCGUGCGCUGUGCCAAGCGCCGAGGCUCCACCUGUGUGCUGGCUGGCAUGGCCACAGACUUCGGGAACAUGCCUGAGCAGAAGGGUGUCAUCAGGGCGGAGCACGGUCCCACUUGCAUGGUGCUUCACCCGUUGGCUGGAAGUCCCUCUAAGACCAAACUUACGUGGCUACUCAGCAUCGACCUCAAGGGGUGGCUGCCCAAGAGCAUCAUCAACCAGGUCCUGUCCCAGACCCAGGUGGAUUUUGCCAACCACCUGCGCAAGCGCCUGGAGUCCCACCCUGCCUCUGAAGCCAGGUGUUGAAGACCAGCCUGCUGUUCCCAACUGUGCCCAGCUGCACUGGUACACACGCUCAUCAGGAGAAUCCCUACUGGAAGCCUGCAAGUCUAAGAUCUCCAUCUGGUGACAGUGGGAUGGGUGGGGUUCGUGUUUAGAGUAUGACACUAGGAUUCAGAUUGGUGAAAGUUUUUAGUACCAAGAAAACAGGGAUGAGGCUCUUGGAUUAAAAGGUAACUUCAUUCACUGAUUAGCUAUGACAUGAGGGUUCAGGCCCCUAAAAUAAUUGUAAAACUUUUUUUCUGGGCCCUUAUGUACCCACCUAAAACCAUCUUUAAAAUGCUAGUGGCUGAUAUGGGUGUGGGGGAUGCUAACCACAGGGCCUGAGAAGUCUUGCUUUAUGGGCUCAAGAAUGCCAUGCGCUGGCAGUACAUGUGCACAAAGCAGAAUCUCAGAGGGUCUCCUGCAGCCCUCUGCUCCUCCCGGCCGCUGCACAGCAACACCACAGAACAAGCAGCACCCCACAGUGGGUGCCUUCCAGAAAUAUAGUCCAAGCUUUCUCUGUGGAAAAAGACAAAACUCAUUAGUAGACAUGUUUCCCUAUUGCUUUCAUAGGCACCAGUCAGAAUAAAGAAUCAUAAUUCACACAAACAUCAGUCUUUGUUUUAAUAUUGUACUGUUAAAAAAAUCUAUGCAGCUGGGUGCAGUGGCUCACGCCUGUAAUCCCAGCAUUUUGGGAGGCUGAGGUAGGCGGAUCACAAGGUCAGGAGAUCGAGACCAUCCUGGCCAACAUGGUGAAACCCCGUCUCUACUAAAAUACAAAAAAUUAGCUGGGUGUGGUGGCGCAAACCUGUAGUCGUAGCUACUUGGGAGGCUGAGGCAGGGGAAUCACUUGAACCCCGGAGGCGGAGGUUGUAGUGGGCCGAGAUUGUGCCACUGCGCUCCAGCGUGGGCGACAGAGUGAGACUCCAUCUCAAAAAAAAAAAAAAAAAAAUCUAUGCUAGUAGAUUACAACUUCACACUAGAGGAGUUCUGGACAAAGCUUUUAAUUAGUCAAACUAAAUUAAGGCUCAUUAAAAGGAAAGGAACUACUGGGAAAUUAUGCAAUUCAAUAAUUUAGACUCUGUUACCAGGAUCUUUCAUAAAAAUUUAAUUUCCAUAAUCAUAACCUAAAUGAGUUCUUAAAGAAUUCUAUAAGCAAUAGCUGAUUAAUGGGCCCUGGAAGAUGAAGAUUAUAACUGUUUAUUUACCUAAUUAAAAGGAAAGGCAGUGCCAAAUAUGAGAGGAUAAACAAUAUUAGUUAACAUUUCUGUUAUUUAUGAUGCCAAUUAGUAGUAAGAUAAUUCCACAGCUGUCAACUUUGUUUGGGGCUGGCAACUUCUCUGCUUAAACAGGCUAAAAGUUUAGUAUUCUGGGAGAAGUGGCUGGAAGAAGGGGUAAUAUGGUGAAAGCAAAUUCCCUUUCCCAGGAGUCAAGAGAAUUUAUGUGAGGUGGCUCCCGCCUGUAAUCUCAGCACUUUGGGAGGCCAAGGCAGGCAAUCACCUGAGGGCAGGAGACCAGCCUGACUAACAUGGAGAAACCCCAUCUCUACUAAAAAUAC